Messenger RNA from Cryptosporidium muris RN66, 1986 nucleotides. Its product is annotated as papain family cysteine protease, putative. Gene Ontology annotation, molecular function: cysteine-type endopeptidase activity. The record is from RefSeq and is a predicted model, not a curated record. Gene Ontology annotation, cellular component: lysosome. Lineage: Eukaryota; Apicomplexa; Conoidasida; Eucoccidiorida; Cryptosporidiidae. The transcript has a single exon. The coding region runs from base 1 to 1986 and encodes 661 amino acids.
AUGACAUUAAUAAAUAAAGUUAUUAUCGUAUUCUUUACUAUUAUUUGGGGGAGUUUACGAAACUCUGGAAGUUUAAGGUAUGAUAAUCUUAAAUAUUUGGUUUUUAUUAAUUUAUCACAUCCUAAUAACCAUACUGAUAAUAUUACAAAUACUACAAAUAUUAAUAAUAUUGCAAGUGAUGCAGAUAUUAAGAAUAUUACAAUUACACAUUCAGAUAUUAAGAACACUACUAGUACUAGAGAUAAUAAGAAUAUCACAAAUACACAUUCAGAUAAAGUGUUGAAGAACCAAAUCUCAGAUUUAUAUAAGUACAUUUCUGAAGUUUUAAAUAAUCGAAAUAUAACAUAUGGUUCACUAACAACAAACUGUUUAAAAGUUUUCCCGAGUUUGAUUCCCAUAUUUAAAAAAAUAGCUUUUAUGUAUCAUUUUGAAACAUUAUCUAAUAAUAUUUAUAAAGAAGUUUUAUCCAGAAAUAUUUUAUCACCAAAUACAAAGAUAAUUCCAUCUAAUUUGACAAGUUUAACUUUAAUAUUAAAUGAUGAAAUUAAUAGUACAGUUGAUAUUUUUAAUAUUACUACUGGAAUAAGUAAUCUCAAUAUGUUCCCUUAUUCUAGAACAUAUAACUUAGCUAAUGCAUUAGCAUCAUUUUCUAAAGAUAGUUCAAGUUUGAUUCUGGAAGUGGAAAGUCUAAAAGAUUUAGUUCCUAAAAUUUUCUUUGGUAAUCAUACUAAUGUUAUUUUACAUCCUUUUAAUUGUCUCUGUAAUAUAAUUUCUGAUACACAAUCAGGGUUAAAUUUACCUCAAGUUCCCUUAAAUAAAUGCCUUGAAGUAAUUGAAUCAAUUAAUAACUUGAGGGAAUCUAGUAAUUCUACAUUUUUUGAUUUAACUCCUGCAUCGUUAGGAACUUUUAAGUCAAAACUGUCAAUCCCAGACGAAUAUGUAAGUGAAUCUAAAUCACUAGAAUGGAGAAAUUCAAAGGUAAUUGGUCAAACUUCUAAUAUUAAUUCAACUGACUUACCAAUUCCUCUUGAUGGAACUAUUCAAAAAAAGAAGAUUCUCUAUACAACAGUUAGAUUAGGUCGAGAAUUAUUAAUGGAACACAUAUCGGCUACUUCAUUGCAUAAAGAACAAACUUACUAUGAUAGUAGAGAUAUCGCUACAGGAUACUCAUGUGUUUAUACUCCAUAUAAUCAGGGAGAAUGUGGCGGUUGUUAUGCAUUUGUUGCAGUAUCUACAAUUAAUACUGCAACAUGUGUUCAAACAGGAUUACUUAUUGCUUCUUUAUCACCACAACAAAUUAUAGAUUGUAGUGGCCAAUAUGGUAAUGAAGGAUGUGAUGGUGGUUUUUAUGCAAACUCAUGGAGUUAUGCUUUAUCAUCAAAUUCUUCUCCAAAUAGUAUUUGUAGUUGGGAUAAUUAUCCAUAUGAUGAUAAUGUAGGAACUUGUACUGCAAGUCAAUGUACUGGAUGUGAAACAGUUGGAUCAUAUGAGAUAUUCUCAUCAUAUAGUAUUAAUGGUACUGAUGGAUGGGAUUUUGUAACAAGUAUGUUACCUAGAUAUGGAGUUAUUGCUGUGAGUGUUAACUCGCAAUUACCAGGAUUUCAUGAAUAUUCAGGUGGAAUAUAUAAGGCUCCUAAGUGCUCAUCUAGAGAGGAAUUAGAUCAUGCAGUUUUAUUAAUAGGAUAUGGCAUUAGUGAUCAAGGAGAAAAAUAUUAUGUUAUGCAAAAUAGUUGGGGAAUUACUUGGGGAAUUGAAGGUUUUAUGAAUGUAUCUGCUGAUAGUUGUGAUAUGUUCUGGCUCCCAGGAAUUAUAAACCAAUUUCCAUCUGAUUCAAUUAAUACAUGUCCAGGAAAUCCUUCUCUGCUCAUUGGACCUAAUUAUGCAGCACCUGUUAUAAUUAACACUUCUAAUGCUAUUUCUCAAAAACCAAGAAUAUCCAUUCUUACAAUCAUAUUAGCAUCUAUAUCUUAUUGGAUACUUCAUUGA